Chrysochloris asiatica (Cape golden mole) is the source of this 636-nucleotide messenger RNA. RefSeq names its product lithostathine-1-alpha-like. Gene Ontology annotation, biological process: venom-mediated disruption of cell wall in another organism; antimicrobial humoral immune response mediated by antimicrobial peptide; response to peptide hormone. The record is from RefSeq and is a predicted model, not a curated record. Lineage: Eukaryota; Metazoa; Chordata; Mammalia; Afrosoricida; Chrysochloridae. Gene Ontology annotation, molecular function: signaling receptor activity; oligosaccharide binding; peptidoglycan binding. The transcript is spliced from 6 exons. Bases 1 to 636 code for a protein of 211 amino acids.
AUGGGAACUGGGCAUAUGGGUGCAGCUUUGGCUGGAUUGCAGACCAAUUUGCGGGAAGAGGUUUUAUCUGUGACUGUUCCCAAUGUAGAUUGCCAAUUUUUCCCUUCAGCAAGCGACUUACUACUACUGCUCAGCAUGAUGUCCACCUGCUUAUGCUUUAUUCUGAUCUCAUGCCUGACGUUCCUGUCUCUGAGCCAAGGCCUGGAAGCCCAGACAGACCUACCUUCUGCCCGGAUCAGCUGCCCUGAAGGCACCAAUGCCUAUGGCUCCUACUGCUACUUCUUUAAUCCAGACAAAGAGGCCUGGAUUGAUGCAGACCUGUUGUGCCAGAACAUGCACUCGGGUCAUCUGGUGUCUGUGCUCAGUGAGGCUGAGGGAACCUUCGUGGCAGCCCUGAUCAAGGACACCGGCUUUAGUGUCACCAAUGUCUGGGUUGGCCUUCAUGACCCCAAAAAAAACCGCCGCUGGCGCUGGAGCAGUGGAGCUUUGGUCUCAUACAAAGCCUGGGGAAAUGAUGCCCCAAGCAGUAACAAUCCAGGCUACUGUGUCAGCCUGACUUCGAAUUCAGGAUUCGAGAAAUGGAAGGAUAUGAAUUGUGAUAAUAAAUUAUCCUUUGUCUGCAAAUUCAAAAGCUAG